Capronia epimyces CBS 606.96 is the source of this 1773-nucleotide messenger RNA. RefSeq lists its product as uncharacterized. The transcript has 2 exons. The record is from RefSeq and is a predicted model, not a curated record. Gene Ontology annotation, cellular component: nucleus. NCBI's taxonomy places the organism in Eukaryota, Fungi, Ascomycota, Eurotiomycetes, Chaetothyriales, Herpotrichiellaceae. Gene Ontology annotation, molecular function: transcription cis-regulatory region binding; zinc ion binding; DNA-binding transcription factor activity, RNA polymerase II-specific. The coding region runs from base 1 to 1773 and encodes 590 amino acids. Gene Ontology annotation, biological process: positive regulation of transcription by RNA polymerase II.
AUGGGCAAGCCGCGAGUGCCAGCGCGCGCUCUCCCGAAGUGGCCACGACAGCGCAAUCGCACCUUCACCGGGUGUUGGACGUGUCGGUCGCGCAAAGUGAAAUGUUCAGAGGAGAAGCCCGUCUGUUCCGUCUGCCAACGCCUCGGCCUGGCCUGCGGCGGAUAUGGACCGAAACUGGUGUGGGUGGAAGACGACAACCUACCAUACAAGUCCGACGGUCGCAGGACGAUGCUGUGCGGUUCCACAUGGAAACCCUACGAAGUGCUCGACUCCGAGCUCGUGGACUUCCUGAUCGAUCAUUGCGACGAAGAGGCGAGCAGUGGUUAUAAAUCCUCUCGCGGCUUUCAGGUCUCAUCGAGGACAGUCCCCGUGGAGGUGAACCCCUUCACUGUGUUCAGGGUGGGCGACAUCCAUACGUAUCGCCCAAGCUCAGGUCGACAAACCCCGUCGUCGUCGCCGUCACAGUCCCGGUCACCCUUGCUGUCGCUGUCGCCGUCGCCGAAUAACUUGAUCUAUGACUUUGACCGAAGUGCAGCAGAAAAGCAUCUAUUCCACCACUACGUCAACCAUGUGGCCUUGCUCAUGAUGCCCUUCGAGCAUUCUCGCAAUCCCUGGAGGUUGUCUUAUCCCGCAGUGGCUCUGCAUCGCUCAUCACCGGGUCAGAGAGCUCUGUACAAUGCGCUGCUUGCCCAUUCAGCCUUCCAUCUCUCGCAACUGUCGGUCAACAAGCAGCCCAUGUCAGUGCUGGCGGUGAAACACUACAACCGAACAAUCCGUCUUCUAAUGGAGAGCAUUGGUCACCGCGACAGCCAUUAUGCCGAGACAGUGGCCGCCAUCAUGACACUUUUGAUGGCUGAGACAUAUAGUGGGCAAUCACGAAGAUGGAGGCAUCACUUGAACGGGGCAUGGUCACUCCUCCAGCAAACCCAGACCCAGGGCCUGAAGCCCUGGCUAGAAUCCGACUUUGCCUGCUUCUCUACCCAAAGUCUCUACAUAAUCAGAGUUAUCGACCGAACUGCAACAACAGUCUCCGAUGGGUUAGACGAGCCGUUGUCAAGUGUUGAUUGCGAGGACAUAUUCAAUCGCCCCUCCACUCAAGAAACGUCAUUUUCGUCAGCCAUUAGAGCAACGCCGGGAUUCGGCUUCACCAUCGGGGCCACCAAGAGCAUCAUCGAGGCGAUAUCCAAGAUAACCCUGGCUGCGCACCAACUCCAAAGGCAGCAUGCAGGUGUAUCGCUGGACGUCGAUUUGAUGAGCAUUCUAUCUAAUCUGCGCGAUACCGAGAGAAUGCUCGAGACAGAAAGUCAGGACCUUGAUAUUCUUCUUCCCAUGAAAGACGGCCCUGUUCAGCAAGCGCAUGUAUACCACCAGCUCAAAGCCUUUAUCCACGCAGCACACAUCUACCUAUACCGUGUGAUCUUCGAUCUACCGCCGCGAAAUCUGCAGUGGCACAUCAGCCAGGCCUUGCAGCAUGCGUCUGCCUUCUCAGGCAGCGACCGCCUCGGGAAGACCAAUGAUAACUUUUCGCUGUGGCCGGCUUUCAUUGCCGCGGUGGAGGCGUAUAGUGAUGAAGACAUGCUGCUGGCGCGGUCCUGGCUGGACUAUGCUCUUUCAUUCGGACUCGGGAGUCGAUUGCUGAUCAAGAAGGUGGUCGAAGAGGUGUGGAUGAGGAGGAAAGACGUGGCUACCGAUUUGGCGGCAGAUCCCGGUGUGGUAUCCGUAGACUGGAGAGAAGUCAUGCGUGACUUGGACGUGGUUGUUCUAUUGAUAUAG